AUGCUCGGAUUCAUGGGCGGCAUGAAAGAUCACUUGGCCGCAGAUAAAGACAGCACUUACAACCCCAUGACAUCCAAUCGCCGCCUCAUCCAGUACCAUGGCUAUGGCAUAGAUUCUGUUUUUCCUCCCUUCGAUCCAGGCAAAUCGCGGAAGAAAUUCGAAUCCGAAUUAACACGCCACAGUAAUCUUACUGGGGAACGUUGGCUACGAUUGAAUCAACUGGUGCUGGGCAGUGAGAAAGCGAUCCAGGAUGUGAUCAUCAAGCUCUCAAAAGGAGGUUUCAAAGACGAAAAGGGAAAGACUCUCGAUAUCGAGCACUUCUUAAACAUUAGCUGGGAAGCGGCUAGAGACGAAUACAACGCCAGGCAUGCAACAGACUCUGGCACCUUAACCAGCGGAUUUCGUCUGGACCCCAAGGGCGGCAUGGCACCGAACCGCUCUACCGAUCUUGAUGUAUUUUCUUUGGUCUAUCUCACGUGUCGGCCCCCAGAGGAUGCAAGCAAAAACUUACCCAGAGAACGACAUUAUCCGGUUUAUCGAAAUGGAGCCAACUACAAGGGCGACACAGAAAUCUUUUGGAGGGCUCUCCGAGACAGCAGCUUUGACGGCUUGGCGAAGCCUCUGAAAUUGUCAAAAGAUCAGAACAAACUCAAGUUCAACGAGGGCGUUGAAGAGUUCCAGGAAAAUAUUAGGGCCAGUUUUCUAGUGCCGCACAUAAACGUGCUGGACCUGACAAACACGUUCAACUUACCCACGUUCAUACACAACCGAGCUCGAUUCCUUCCCGAAGAAUUCCUUUACAAGGACUAUGAUGCCAUGUAUACGGGUGCUUCUACGCGUAUCCUAACCGGAGCCUGCGACCCUACGUGCUCAAUCGAAUUCAAAACCCAAGGAAAAGACAACGAUCGUGCGUUUCCGAUAAAGCCUUUAUUUCACUACCAGCAUUUGGGGGACAAAUGGGAACAAGACAUUACGAGAGUUGGUCAGCCGUUUUACGGCAUGGGGGGAUGGCUUAUAAUGCAAUCGCAGGCCAUCACAUGCUUGUUCCUAACCAAUUUCUGCGAGCAAAUGCUUCAGCUGGCGGCGAAGAAGCAGCCAGUCGAUGACUUUCUCAGCAGCCUGACACACCAGCAAAUUCUGGAUAUGGAGAUCGAAGCGGGAAAAACCAUCGAAGCAAUCAGAGGAGAUAGGCAAGUCGAGACUGUGGACGACAUAGAGGCCAUACGACAGUACGAGCUGACUUAUGAGGGCACCAACUUUGCGAGAUACGAGGAGCUGCUCACGAAACAAAGACAUGAAGCAGAGCAGCAUGUCAGCAUCCUUUUCGACGAUCCGGACUAUUUUGCCAGGGCAAUCAUCGAAGAAAAGGAGCACCACUGGGGCAAUCUGUACACCGGAUACGAUGACCUGAGGUUAGACCAGCAUGUUCACGACUAUUACAAACGCACUUCUCUGCGCCAUAAGCUAUAUCUUGAUUGCAUGAGGGCUGUUCUUCGCAGGGCUUUCUUUGAGUUUUUCAUCUGGGAUGCGGUUUGGCAUGCCCUCAAAGAUCUCAAACGCUACGAAGAUGAAAAGUUUAAGGGGCUAUCUCGCGUAGAAUAUAUUCGAAAUGGCAAGAGACGUAUUACUUGGAGAAGCCAAAUCAGUUCCGACGAUGAUUGCGAGUACUUAGAAAGGCACAGAGUGGUCCAAUCUCUAUUGCGACAAGCUGCAGCAUUUUUCGUUUUCGAGUUUCGGAAGAACGCAAUUCACGCAGCCUCACCAUCUAUGCGCGACACUUAUUGCAUUCCUAAUGCUGAUAAGAAGCCAGCUGACUUGGCCGACAGCUUUUACACAGCUCCAAACAUUGAGCUCCAAUUUCUACAACAGGCUUCAAACGAGGAACGGUCACAAAUACCCCGUAUAGUUCUCGAGCUCAUUGAGAAUUUCAUUUCCAACAGAACGUCAUCGAUGUUUGUUGGCAUGCGAAAGACAACGUCCAGAAUACUGCGAUAUUUCGAGGAAUGCGAAAGUGAUGAGGAGACAAGUGCGAAGUUCUCUAACCUGGUUAGAGGCAAUAUCAAGGGCUUGAAUAUACUCUCCGAAAUUGUUGAUCACAUGGAUCACCAUAUGCCCGAUGCGAUGCAUCUUUUUCAUCAGAUAGGAGACGAGACCAAAGGAAUUGGCCGCGUCGAUGACACACUUUGCAAACAAUUCACCGAAGCGCUCAUGCAACAAAACUCCUACGACCUUCUUGCUCUAGACGGCUGUGCAUUUGAAACAAAGCAUGUACCCCAAAAGAGAAUGUCACGCAUCUACGAUUUUCUCGAUGAGAUACAGGGGAUUGGGCACCGCAAAGAGGACUCCUUUGCCGCUGCGAGAGGUGACAUCAAGCGUUUUGGCUCAUCCCUCCUGAAAGGCCUCAUCUUCCCUCUCGCUCGAAAGGACAGAGACCUCGACUAUACACUAAGAUUCGGAAAUGGGUUUACGGUCUCGCAAGAAGCCUUGGAUCGUCUGACGAGACAUAUGAGAAUCACGGAAGACCAGUGGCCUUUUGUCGCUGACGAAAAGCCAUGGUACAACCUGGACCAGGCUGAUGCAGCUAAUCCUCAGCACUACAAAGGAAUCUGGAAAGAUCUCAAAGAAGCUAUGAAGAAGCUGAGCAAGAAGAACGAGAAAAAGCUGAAGAAGCCCGGGAAGACUAAUUCCAGACCAUUGAAUCAGUAUGACUUUGUGGCUGAUGAGGUCAAGCUGGCCAGAACUAUGGCGGAUAUCUCGAAACGCCAGAUGCAAGACUGUGUCACGAAGAGGAUAAAGAAGAAGAAGACGAUCGACCGGAGACUCAGACAACAAGAGGAGGCCAGGCAGCGUAGAUUGGCAGCACAAGAUGCAAUCAACCAGAGCGUUGCCCCAGAUGUCGUACUGCCACCGGUGGCCCAAGACGAGACCGAGAAUGUCGAGGAGCUUGUUCAAGCAAUGGACAUUGAUCAAGAGGCCGAACCGGAACCGGAAGAAGAAACGCCUCCAGUUGUUCCAGAUCAUGACCUUAGGAUUCCACUAAAGAAAGGCUGCUGGGAAACGUUGGACGCUAUUGUUUCUGAUAACCCUGAAAACAAACCAAGGAUCACAUACCACAACCUUGCCAAGGCCCUUGAUGCCAUUGGAUUCGAGCCAAAGACGAAAUCAGGGUCUCAUGUGACAUAUGGCUAUCAACGCGGAUUCCCGCCUUUCCCAGACGUAACUGGUCUUACGAUUGUCAAGCCUCACGGAAGCAUAGGGGAGAACGCAAACGUGCCUCCACCCAUCUUGAGAGAUUGGAGACACUACAUUAGAGAACGGGGGUUGACCCUCGAGAAAGUGGAGGAAAGGUACAGUAGAUGA
Molecule: messenger RNA, 3360 nt
Organism: Fusarium poae
Lineage: Eukaryota; Fungi; Ascomycota; Sordariomycetes; Hypocreales; Nectriaceae
Exons: 1
Coding region: 1-3360 (1119 amino acids)
Source: RefSeq, a predicted model, not a curated record